CAGCGCCCGCCAUUGGACGCCAUUAACUGCAUUGAACCGAGUCUUUUGACAACCGGUGACUCUGGUCAGAUACGUUGUUGUGUUUAUCGUUUUCUCCCCACGUGCAUUGUAUAAACGCGAGGUAUUCAUUAGUCAUAUAUUACUAUUAUUACAUUUUAUAUGAAAUAUUUACUGAGGAAGACAUUUGUAAAACUGAUUUCUGUGUCUGAUUAGUGCUGUGAACUAAAAUUGCUUAAUAGACGGUGCGAAUUGAAAUAAUGGCUAAACGGACAGCGCAUAUUUUGGAAGAAAAGUGGAGGUCUGAUGAUAUUAGAACUGGAGAAGAUGUUGAUUUUUCUUCCCUUCUUUUGCCUGACGAGAUUUUACAGGGGUUGUUGGCGGCCGGCUUCAAAUACCCAUCGCCUAUUCAAUUAAAAGCCAUACCUGCAACUAGAAUUGGUAAAGAUUUAAUAAUACAGGCAAAAUCAGGAACUGGAAAGACUUUAGUGUUUGCUGUAGCUGCAUUCAGCAUGCUUUUAAAAGAAGCUAAACAUCCCCAAGUAUUAAUUUUGGCACCUACUCGAGAAAUAGCUUGCCAAAUUUCCCAAGUUAUCAGUUCUAUUACUGCUGCAUGCAAAGAUAUUAAGUGUCAGUAUUGCAUUGGUGGGCGUAAAUCAGCAGAUGAUAUGAAAAGACUUGAAAGAUGUCAAAUUGUUGUUGGCACACCAGGGCGAAUAAAAUACUUGAUAAUGGCUAAGAUAUUAAGGACUUCUGGAAUUCGUCUCUUUGUUCUUGAUGAAGCUGAUGUGCUUCUUAGAGAACCAUCUUUUUUAAAAGAUGUGGAUGACAUUUUUCGCUCUUUACCACGAGACAAGCAAAUAAUUGCAACAAGUGCUACAUAUGCUAGUAAGCUGAAGAGAUUGGUUGAAAAAUACUUCCGACAACCCAUCAUAAUUCGAUUGAAUAAACGAAAGAUUGGAUUGUUAGGUAUGGUUCACUAUUACUGUGUAAUACCUGUAAGUAAUCUGCCAGUUGUAGCCUAUAAAUUAAAACUGGAAGCUUUGAGCAAAAUUCUACUUAAUGUGAAGUUUGGGCAGUGUCUGGUGUUUUGUAAUAUGGUUUCAAGAGUCGAAAAUUUAUGUGUUGAAAUAAAAAAUAUGGGGUUUGCUACAUCUUUUAUUAGUAGUGCAAGGGAACAAGAGGAUAGAUUGAAAGCCAUUGAGAUGCUGAGACGAUUCAAGUGCAAAGUACUUGUUGCUAGUGAUGUUUCAGCUCGAGGCAUUGAUGCUGAAAAUGUUGAUUUAGUUAUAAAUUUCGAUAUACCAAAUCAUCUAGAUAUAUAUUUUCAUCGUGUUGGCCGUGCUGGAAGAUAUGGUUCGAAAUGUGCAAAUGUCUCUUUAAUCACUAGCAAUGAAAUUGAAUUAUAUCAGCAAAUGCUUAAGGACGGAAACUUCAAGGGUUAUUAUUUACCAGAUAAUGUUCCUUCAGAUCUGAUUAGUAUGGAACCACCUGAAACAUCAAGUGAUGAAAGCAGUUCUUAUUCGAAUAGUGAUGCUGAAGAUCUAAAUGAAAAUGGAGAAGCUCAACAGGAAAAGACCAAUGAUGGUAAGAAUAUUGAAAGCAAAUCCAGUUCCGAUUUGGAUAGUCAUGCUGAAGAUCUCAAUGAAAAUGGAUAUGCUCAACAAGAAAGGACCAAUGGUUUUAUUGAUGGUAUUCAGUUGAAUAGCAAGAAUGUUGAAAGCAAAUCCAGUUCCGAUUCAGAUAUUGAUGUUGAAGAUGUAAAUGAAAAUGAAAAUACUCAACAAGUAAAUACCAAAGUAUUUGAUUUAAAUUCCAAUCCUACAAGUUCAGACUAUGUUUUGAGUAGUACUUCUCAAUAUGUAGAACCGGAAUUGUAUAAAUCUGAUCCAUCUGCCUUUCGCAAAAUGAGGCAGCAAAAAGAAAUCACUGAAGUAAUUGUUGCAGUGGAGGAAGAAAAUAGCAAGUUAAAAGUUAAUGGAAGCAAUAUUGGAGAAUUGUGUGUAAAUGAUGAACUAGUAGGGAAAAAAUUAGAUCAACAGAACUGUGCAGCAUCAGUGAUAGAAAAUACUGAAAAUGGUUUAUCUGCUCAUAUCCAUGGAUUAAAACAAAAUGCUGAUACAAAUUCUUAUCUUGUAGAUCUUGAAAAAUCAUUGAAAGAAAAAAUUAUUAAUGAUAAAUUAUUAGUAAUGAAUAAUGGAUGCAGUACCUCUAAAAAUUAUAGUAAUCCCAUAUCAAAGGAAUUAAUAAGUUCAGUCAUCACUUUUAUUGAAAAGUAUGAAGAUUGUUCCACUUCUAAUUCUACAAAAUCUUCUCAAUCCAUUGACGUUGAAUUAAAGGAUAAUAAAUUGUCACCUGUAUCCCUUAUAUCUUUAAGAUCAAAUUUAAGCCAGUACUAUUAUAAUACAUAUAAAGAAUUUAUAGGAAACAUUCCAGAAGUCUGGAUCAAAGAAAUAGCUGCAGAAUAUAGAAAAGUGAAAAAUGAUAUUCAAGUAUUAGAAAUUGGAAGUCAAAAUGAUUUGAAGCAGAUUGAUGAUGAAAAUAAGAUUCCAGAUUCUAAUCUUAAUUUGCAACAUCCACUAUUUAGUACUCCUAAAACAGAAGCACUGUUUGAAUCUGAUGAAGAAUCAAACAGUGGUGAUGAGAAUAAGCUCACUGAGCAUUUCAAUUUAUUCCUUAAGAACAUGCAUUCAAAAGAGGAAAAACACUUCUCUGAUACAGAUGCAGAUAUUAUGAUAAACAGUAAGCUAGCUACGUGUUUGCUGAACGAAGAAUUAAUAGAACAGUUAAGCUUUGAUAAAGAAAUAGCUGAUAAAAGUAAUGAAAAGACUAUUAUAAAUGAUGCAAAAUCGGAUUCUGAUUUGGAUGCAUCAGUUGAAAUCUUGUAUGAUUCAAGACAACAGGGAAUCAAAGAAGAGGAAAUUAUUAUAGAUGAUACAAAAUCAGGUUCCAAUUCAGAUGCAUCGGUUGAAUUCCUGUAUGUUUCAAGAAAACAGGGAAUCAAAAAAGAGAAAAUUGAUAUAGGAGACCCUUUUGUUGAAAAAAGUUCCAUACCAGAAAGCAGGUCAAGCUCUGAUUCAAAUUCAGAUACUUCAGUUAAGGGUAAGGAUACAAUGGAUAUGCUCGAUGAAGCAUUUAAUAACGAUAGAGUUGAAGGUUAUAAUGAGGAAAUGGUUGAUGAAAAUAAUGAAAAGGCUAUUAUAAAUAAUGCAGAUUCUUCUGACCAAAUCCUGUAUGAUGCACCCCCAAAGAGAAGGAGACCUCAAUUUGAAUAUCAAGACAAUGAUGGAGCCUUUGAUAAAUUUGUGAACAAGGUUCUUAUAUAUGCAAAGGGCAAACAAAAUAAUGCAGACCCCAGUAAGGAUACCGAAAAUUUGUUCAAAUUUUCUACUGAUAUGCAGAGUACUGGUGUAGGUUCCAGUAAAGAUACCAAAAAUUUGUCCAAAUUUCCUCCUGAAAUCCACAGUACUGAUAAGUGCAUUAAACGCAUUACAAAAGUGGAUACUAAAAAGCAUGCUGAGUCACCAGGCAGUAGAGAAGAAAUAAUUAAAGCUCGGAUAGAUGAUGAAAAAGUAAUGCAAAUUGGAAAAAAGGAACUAGCUAAUAUUAAGAAAUCUUCAAAACCCACCAGCUACUGGACAAAGACCAUACUAGGCCCUAAUCAAAAUAAAAUCACAAAAUUUUAUUAUUCUGAGACUGAGAGUGGUGUUGAUGAGUAUUCCAAAGAAUCUCAAUCUAGCCUUCAAGAUGGACAUCAAAGAAAAGCUCAUAAAGAGGGUAAAUUGGUAACAAAAACUGAUGGUGGCUGCAGAGCAGAGCUUAUAAACAGACCUGUUGAAAAGAGAACUCUGAUUUAUAAUUCUGAAUCAAGUUCUUCUGAAACUGAUAUUAAUUGUGAUCAAUAUUCCAAGGUCUGUGAUAUUUAUCCCCAAGAUAGACAUAAUAUAAAAAGAAAUCCUAAACCUUUUGGAUUUGGUUAUUCUAAUGACACUUUAAACCUAUAUUUAAAUCCAGCAUGUACAAGACCAAGCUCUGAACCACGUCAUUCCAGUCCAUCACACAUUUCUAAUCCAUACAAUAGGCUGUGUUCUCAGCAAAGCCAAAAUCAUAGAAAUCAAAGUGCGUGUCAUUCCAAUUAUCAAAGGCAGCUGCCAUGUGGUGUUUCUGGUCUAUGCAAUGACCAAUGUUCUCGACAAAGCCAAAAUCGUAUGAAUCAAACAGUACGUCAUUCUCGUUAUCAAAUGCAAUCAGCAACUAAUGGCCCUAAUCCUACCUAUCAAAAGUAUCCUCAAAAAAUUCUGAAUCAUAGAAACUCUACUGGUGUUUCAACUGAUCAUUUUAAUUCCCCCAAAAAUGUGUGUCCAUCAAUAAGUCGUCUGCAGUCAAUUCAUGAAAUGGAACCAUCGCAUAAUGAUUUUAAUCCAUGUGUUAUGCCUUCUCAGCACCCUUGUCAUCCACCUAAUGAAAGUUGUCAAUCGCUAGCAUGUGCAGCUUGGUAUGACAUAUUUUGUAAACAGUGGCAGCUCUGUAAUCAAUCUGAAUAUUUCUGACAUUGUGAAUGUGAUAUGAUUACAAAAGAGGUAGGUUUCAAUUUUGCCCAUUUGAAAACUUUUUUUCAUCUUUUAUAAGUUUUAUGUUUCAGAACAAUAUAAUGUGUAACUUUUUUUUGUUUGUCCAGAAAACUUUUCUGAAUAUUGUCUUUUAUUGUAUUAGUUUCUUCUUCUACCAAUCAAUAUUUUUGAAGUUGUAAAUGGAUAUGAUUGUAAAAGAAAUUUCAGUUUUUGCCUGUUAGAAAACUUUUUUUUUUUCUCUC
Molecule: messenger RNA, 4810 nt
Organism: Argiope bruennichi
Lineage: Eukaryota; Metazoa; Arthropoda; Arachnida; Araneae; Araneidae
Exons: 10
Coding region: 258-4547 (1429 amino acids)
Biological process (GO): cytoplasmic translational initiation
Cellular component (GO): cytoplasmic stress granule
Molecular function (GO): ATP binding; RNA helicase activity; translation initiation factor activity
Source: RefSeq, a predicted model, not a curated record